This is a messenger RNA of Chaetomium strumarium, 1467 nucleotides long. Its product is annotated as iron permease FTR1 family-domain-containing protein. Gene Ontology annotation, cellular component: plasma membrane; high-affinity iron permease complex. The record is from RefSeq and is a predicted model, not a curated record. The transcript has 5 exons. Gene Ontology annotation, molecular function: ferrous iron transmembrane transporter activity. NCBI's taxonomy places the organism in Eukaryota, Fungi, Ascomycota, Sordariomycetes, Sordariales, Chaetomiaceae. Bases 1 to 1269 code for a protein of 422 amino acids. Gene Ontology annotation, biological process: iron ion transmembrane transport.
AUGAAUGGUCGGGAAGGCACCUCAAUCUGCAUGUGGAAUGAAGAAAGCGCGAUUUUAACCUUGGAUGGCCGGGGUCAGCCCAGUGCAGACGGGGAGUGUCGGAUAGAAAUACCCAACGUCUUCUCACUCCCCAUCUUCCUCGUCACCUUCCGCGAGGCCCUCGAGACUGUCAUCAUCGUCUCCGUCCAACUCACCUUUCUCAUGCAGACCAUGAGCCAUGACAAGGCCCUACACAAGCGGCUAGUCCGCCAGGUCUGGCUCGGCACCACCCUAGGCCUCUUCCUCACCCUCCUCAUCGCCGCCGCCCUCAUCGUGGUAUUCUACACGGCCGGCGCCAGCAAGUGGGAGGCGUCGGAGCUGCGGUUCGAGGGAGCUUUCUCGCUGGUGGCGUGUGUCAUUAUCAGUGUUGUUGGGGCCGCGCUGCUGAGGGUUGGGAGGAUGAGGGAUGAGUGGUGGGAGAAGUUGAGGGUGGUUAUGGAGAAGCGGGAUAUGGGUGGGAGUGGUGACGGUGGUGAUGCUGGGGUGGUGGUGAGGGUGAAGGGAAGGGGAAGAGUGACGAGGGUGGGAGUUGCGGUCCAGAGGUGGAUGGAGAGGUAUGCCAUGUUUGCGCUGCCUUUUAUGACGGUGCUGAGGGAGGGGAUCGAGGCGGUUGUGUUUAUUGCCGGCGUGACCUUCUCGGCGCCGGCGACCGCGGUGCCGUUGGCCGUGGUGGUGGGCCUUGCCGCUGGGGCGGCGGUUGGGUUUGCGUUUUACAAGGGCGGUUCAACCACCAAGCUGCAGCUCUUCCUCGUAAUCUCGACAUGUCUGCUUUACCUCGUCGCCGCCGGGCUCUUCUCGCGGGCCGUGUGGGCCUUUGAGCAGGACGCCUGGCAGACACUCAUCGGAAGUGACGCUGCAGAGCUUGGGGAAGGCCUUGGAUCGUACGAUAUCGACAAGUCGGUGUGGCACGUCAACUGCUGCAGCCCGACGUACAACGGCGGCAGCGGCUGGGGAUUCUUCAAUGCCAGCUUUGGCUGGACCAACUCGGCCACGUACGGAUCCGUCAUCUCGUGCAACCUGUACUGGCUCUGCGUGAUCGUCUCGUUCUUGGUCAUGAGGUACCGCGAGGUUAAGGGACACUGGCCGUUGGUAAAAUCCAAGGGAUCUCAGGUGUCGGAGAAUACCUUGUGGGCGGAGGACCAGAGUAGUGGGAAGUCUGCGAGUCGGAGAGAGGAGCUUUCCGGGAGCAAGACGGUGGCUCGAGACGAGAUCACCGUGGCUGGAGUCUGACAGCCGAUGUCUGGUGCGGGCAAGACGAGAUUUGAUUGUGACCUCUGGAUUCAACUGCCCCCCCAGCGCCAAAACGCCUGGUGAAGACUGGAGCCUCCCAAAUCCGUGCUGCCUGGAUCAGACGCAGCAACAAGUCCACCGAUGGCACCGGACAUCCGUCCUCUCAGACAUCUGAACUCAGCUGGAGCAACACGCAGC